Molecule: messenger RNA, 1404 nt
Organism: Mollisia scopiformis
Lineage: Eukaryota; Fungi; Ascomycota; Leotiomycetes; Helotiales; Mollisiaceae
Product: Nicotianamine synthase
Exons: 4
Coding region: 361-1350 (329 amino acids)
Biological process (GO): nicotianamine biosynthetic process
Molecular function (GO): nicotianamine synthase activity
Source: RefSeq, a predicted model, not a curated record
UCUCCUCGUAGGAACCCAGUUUCAAAGAACGUGAGGAAGUGUUUGCUGUAACGGCUGAAAUCGAAGUUAACAAAGAGCAUUCAAGUUUGCAUCAUGCGAGAGAAGACGUCAAACCCGCUAUCCACGCCCUUGCAUAUGCAAGUCUUUGAUGCCUGACGUUCAUUGGAGAUGUGCUGGCAGAUUCUCAGAAUGAAUUUUCAUAGUGGGGUUGGUGGGUGAGGGGGGUGAUUCACUUCUUCAUGUCAUCUGCCUGGUGGUUACUUCCUUUCGGAAAGAAAGAUUCGGAUGUUACGUGCUACAAAAUAAUCUUGGUCUGGGUAUCAUCGACUCUGUUCAUUAGACAAACUUUGAGGAAUUGAGAUGGCUUCGUUGUGGUCGGCUUUCGUUAGCUACUUUUCAGCAGCACCAGCUGGAACUUUGUCAAGGCAUAGCUAUGCGGAAGCGGAGAGGAUUGUUCUUGAGGUGCUUGAUAUUUAUAAGCAGUUGAAAGCUAUGAAAAGUUUGAAACCUUGUGAUGAAGUUGAUGGGCUGUUUGAGAGGCUGGUGGAUCACUCUAUCUUGAACAGAUAUUCUGAAGUGACGGACUUGGUUCUACAAGAUCCAAAGCUACUUGAAAUCAGAUCAGACUUGAGAAAGGUUUGCGAUGUCGCAGAGUGCUGUCUUGAGUUCCAUUGGGCAGACAUCAUCAUUGGCCAAGGAGAGUCAUCUCCAGAAGAAGUUUUCAACCGUCUAAAACUCUUCCCAUACUUUGAGAACUAUGUCGAUCUCACCAAACUCGAGCUAUCCGCCAUCUAUGGCGUCCGACAAGAGACGUCACCAAUCUCAAGAGUUGCCUUUCUCGGAUCUGGACCGUUGCCUCUUACCAGUCUCUGUUUAUGUGGAGUUGCUGGAGAUCCACUUCAGCUACCUGGAAUUACUGCACCUCCAAUAUCUGUACUCAAUAUCGACAUUGACACUUCGGCUAUCUCAAAAUCGAAAGUAUUGUGCGAGAAGCUCGGCGAUAGAGGAAAGCGGAUGGACUUCAUUUGUUCGGAUGCAAGGAAUCCAGAUAUUGACUUGACAGAAUUCGAUGUUGUGUACCUGGCUGCUUUAGUGGGAAGCACUCAGAAGGAGAAAGAAGAGGUACUUGUGGAUGUGGUCUCGAGGAUGAGUGAGAAUGCUUUGUUGGUGAUUAGGAGUGCUGAUCGAUUACGGAGACUUCUGUAUCCGGUAUUUGACCCCAGCAGUGAGACGGUCACGAAGUAUCUGGAUAUUUGUGCUGUGGUACAUCCAUAUAAUCAUGUCGUGAACUCGGUGGUUAUUGGGAGGGUUAGGAGACGAGAGAUGGAAAGGAUUCAUUGCAAGUUGUGAAGAUAAUGAGAUUCUUAUGCAUAGCGUUGAGGUGGCUUCAGACUUAUGGGCAAC